AUGAACAAAGCAAUAUGUAGUGCAUUAAGUGCUGCCUUUUUGGGUUAUAGACUCUUCAGGCUUGCUACACAACUUGGUGUUAAAUUUCUUGAUAAAUUUGCAAAAGUUGUUGAUUAUCAGUCAACAUUUCAGGCAGGAUACUUGAAAUUACAUAAGCUCAGCAUUCGAAUGGCAAAUUUUGAUCUACAAAUGCAUAGUUUGAUGGCAUUUGCACCUUUAUUCCCUGCUACAAGAAAAUAUAGAUAUACUGAAUCUGAAGGAAAAUCUUUGGCUCAUAAUGAGUCUCUAGAAACAUAUGGAGUGAAAUUUCUUAAGAAAAAUUUGACUG
This is a messenger RNA of Dentiscutata heterogama, 328 nucleotides long. The record is from the annotation of a GenBank genome assembly. Lineage: Eukaryota; Fungi; Glomeromycota; Glomeromycetes; Diversisporales; Gigasporaceae.